AUGAUGCAAAUAAUGUCCGAAAAGUUUGAUUUCGAUGACUAUGUGUUGCGGCUAUUGUUGGCCAAAGAGUCGCCCGAUUAUCUUCGAAAGCGGAUCCAAACGGACAUCGAGUCGACCCGAAAGCGUUUGGCCGAAGAGUUGCAGUCGUUUGACAUCGAUUUGAAUGAAUUGAACACUAAUUACAAUAAAUUGAUUGCAUAUAAGAAAGAGAUGACUGGUUUGGAGAGCGAAUUGAAUGCAUUCCUCGACAGCGAUUUGGUCACAGAAGUCAAUGACUUGAGACACGUUUGUCGGCAACACAACGACCGACAGAUGCGAUCGAAAUCGGUGUCCGACUUCACCGAUCAGUUGAAACAAAUCUAUGACGAAAUGCAAUCAAUAGACCACUCGUUUAGUAUCAACUCCUAUGACAUGGCAUUUAAACACAUGGAUAAUGUGUCGCUUCUUUACAAACAGCUGAUCCCUGCCAUUGAGUCUAACGAUGACUUAAAGCCACUCUCGAAAGAGUUGACAACAUUUUUGCACUCAAUUCGCAGUGAUUUAGUGGUGAAGAGAGAGGAACUGAUUUAUAACACGAAAACAAUGUUUAACUCAAACGUUAAGGCAUUUAAGGAUGAGUUUAACAGCGAAUAUAGUAGUGAAUACAAGAACUUCAUUAAAGCAUUCGUUGAGAUCAGAGAAAAUGAGGGCAUUUUGAGAGAAUUGAUUAAAAGUUUGAAUCAGUUUUUCAUAAUUACAAUUCUCAACGAAGACGUGAAUCAAAUUGUUUUAGAAGACAAUAAGAUAAUUGCUGUCCAUUCGAAGAGUGUCACCACUUCCUCGACUCCACUAUCGCUUUUGAAGUUGUUUUUUGAUUACACGAGUCAAAUCAUAACCGAUAAGAACGGUAUACCAGAGGGAAGACAAUUGUUGCGACUUUUGGGACAGUUCUGGACGGAAGACAUAUUCGAUCAGAUCUUGAAAUACUAUUUGAAUCGUUUAAUGCCGAAGAAUGAGUCAGAAAUCAAGUCAUACCUAUCGCUUGUCGACUCUGCCGAAGAUAUUCGACAUUUUCUUAUAGAAUUGUGUUUUAUAGACGACAACACAAACUCUCCGUUUAUAGAGUUUGCACUCAAUAUAAACUCUCACUUCUGUCGCAGACUUUGCACCGAUUUCUUGAUUGAGUCCAAAAUGAUUAUAUGCCGUGAUUUGCAUCAAACAGUGAACGUGGGAUCCGAUGAGAAUCCCACAGAAAACUCGUUGCCUUCCUGUAGAGUCAGUGAAUUCAUUGUACAAUUGAAACAAUUGAUGGAAAAGAUUAGCGAACUCUGUUCCCAGUGCUCGACCGACUGUUCCCAUGCGUUGAUACAGACAAUGGCAGACAUAUGCGAACUCUUUAUAGAUAUUAGUCCUGUAUUUCAUAAUAAAAUGAUUACUCAAUUUCCGCAACAAAACGCUAUUUUCCACAAUAAUUGCAUGUUUUUCGCCAAUUUUAUUGAAUCGUUUGCAUUGAAACACAAAUCGCAUAAUGUUUUCAACGAAUUUGUGGCUCUUUUGCGAGAACUCGGUUCCCAUGUGUUUCUCCAACAAAUGAGAUCUCAAGAGAAGACUAUCUUAGAGUUGAUUCAAAGCCAACAAUUCUCUCAUUGUAUUAACGAUAUGGUGAACGAAGACUCCAACACUACUUUUGGCGACCAAUUAUCUAAAGAGUUUCGACACAUUCUUAAGCAAUGUUUAGUUCAUUUCAAUUUCUUAAGGCAAACACUGGUCGAUGUUUUGCCUCAAAGAGCCAAUUUGUUGGAAAUAGUGAACCGAUGGGCCGAUGGAUACGGAAUAUUGGCCGCAGAGUUCACCGCACAGGACGUCAAACAACUCAUUCGUGUAUUGUUUCAAAACACCGAACGUAGGGCUCAGGCGCUCAACAGAAUUAUAUCUCAUUAAUUUUGACUGUUUUUUGUUUAAAACCAAAGUUAAUUUUAAUGCAUU
This is a messenger RNA of Medioppia subpectinata, 1965 nucleotides long. NCBI's taxonomy places the organism in Eukaryota, Metazoa, Arthropoda, Arachnida, Sarcoptiformes, Oppiidae. The record is from the annotation of a GenBank genome assembly.